Candidula unifasciata is the source of this 1097-nucleotide messenger RNA. The record is from the annotation of a GenBank genome assembly. Lineage: Eukaryota; Metazoa; Mollusca; Gastropoda; Stylommatophora; Geomitridae.
GAGCACAGAUGCAUCUAAUCGUCACCGUCCACACAUCUUAGAUGCGAGACAGGAUAUGGAACUAGGUGCUUCAUAUGGCUUAGCUUCUGGUCAGGCUGUAGCCAAUGGAGAUCACCCGCUGGUGAAUGGGACUGAGCAUAGCUCUCAGGUCAUCACUGGUGACAAAGCUGACCUAAGAAAGAACCCUGGGCGGUACUCCAACAGGCAAGCCCAGUCAGAGGUGAUUUUACCAAGUGAAGUCCAGAGAAGGAUGACCUUGGCCAAUGUCAAAGAAAAGGGUUAUGCUCGACUUUUGACGGAACUGAUGAAAGCACAGAAGGAGCUGGAGUUGAAAGAUGAAGAGGUGGAUGAGCUGAGAGGGAUCAGGGAGAGGUUGAUGAAGGAAGUCAGUGACUUCACGGCUGCUCUAUUUGAGGAAGUGAACUCACAGUUGAACCAGGCAGCACUCAGUGAGCAGCAAGCGAGGAGACAGUUGAAGGAGGCCAAUGAAAAGAUUGAGGUUCUUAGUGCCGAAGUGGCAGCACUAAAGAACUUGGUGCUGACCUCGACACCCAGCAGCCCAAACAAACAUCUGCACCCACAGAUUGACAAUUCCAACAAGAAAGAAAAAGGAGGGAAACCAUUUUGGAAAACUCAUCGACGAUCAACUAGCCAUCACCAGCUGACCAAGGAGUCCAAAGAAAAGGAAGAAGCCAACGAACAUCAUUCACUUUUGAAAGAGCUGGACACCAUUGCCUUUGAGGAGUUUAAGAGAUGGCGUCUGCAGCCAACCAUGGAAUUUAGUGGCCAGUAUUUUUCUAGAGUGCAUCAAGAGGAUAUCCAGCCUUGUUUAAACUUCAAAAAUACAAGACUGGCAGAGAAAAUACUAGAAGGUGUCCGAGAGAACUCCUUAUCAAUUGAACCAAUCCCUGGAGACCACUCGUAUCCCAGGAAGUGCUCCCUGUCUGAGAGUCACAAGUUGUGCAACUACAAGAUCAAGUUUGAGGGAGAUGACCAGUGGUAUUCUAUAUCACAGAUGUCUCGCAACAGGAUUGCUGCAGUGUGUGAUUUUUAUGCUUACCUUCGGUACAUUGUACAGGGCCUGGUCAAGUGUUCAG